Messenger RNA from Seriola dumerili (greater amberjack), 3080 nucleotides. It is a transcript of the gene cass4, whose product is annotated as Cas scaffolding protein family member 4. Bases 115 to 2538 code for a protein of 807 amino acids. The transcript is spliced from 7 exons. The record is from RefSeq and is a predicted model, not a curated record. NCBI's taxonomy places the organism in Eukaryota, Metazoa, Chordata, Actinopteri, Carangiformes, Carangidae. Gene Ontology annotation, cellular component: cytoplasm; plasma membrane. Gene Ontology annotation, biological process: cell migration; cell surface receptor protein tyrosine kinase signaling pathway. Gene Ontology annotation, molecular function: protein binding.
CACAAGGAGUAAAUCCCCGAGACGCACUCAUGGUAGAGAUGAUUCACUGAAAACAGCCUCUGUGCACGGACUUACUUCUCUGUGUGGAAACUUAAACACAACUGCCUAACAAACAUGAGCACACUUGCCAAAGCUCUGUAUGACAACACUGCAGAGUGUGCAGAUGAACUGGCCUUCAGAAAAGGUGACAUUGUCAUAGUGGUGGAUCAACACGUGGCCGGCACCAGUGGAUGGUGGAUGUGUUCUCUGUACGGACGGCAUGGUCUGGCUCCUGCAAAUAGACUGCAGCUCUUGCCACAAACCGGAGCCACUGCAGGCUUCUUACACCAAGUCAUGGAAAAACCCAAAUUAACUGAUGCAAAAACUGAUGACAGUAUGCAAAAUAUCUACCAGAUCCCCAGCGUACCUCGACCUUCCAGCAAUCCAGCCUAUGAAUGCAUGGACAAGAUGUACAAGGUCCCGUCCACUCCUUUAUCAACUUCAAAAAAUCUGUCAGCACUUAAGCACAGCCCAGAAGGACCUGAGGGAGACAAGCUUACAUUCUGCAAUCUUGCGUCCAGUCCAAAAGGGGAGGUUUACGACGUCCCGGUCCAAGCAAGACGAGUUUCUCUUUUCACUGCACCUUCAACAACUUCAAGACAUAUGUCUCGAAAACACUCACUGAUUCAAAUUUCAGAGCUGGAGAAGAGAUUCGAGGGUGUGAGGUGCAGCAGUCCAGGGGAUUCUUAUGUGUAUGCAGUCCCACCACCUUUGCCUCAGGACCCAAACUAUGACAUCCCUGUUCCCUCAGCCACAGAAACCCAACAGAAUAUGAUCGGUGUAUACAGCACCCUUCCCAACCCCCGCAAGCCUGAGUGGAUCUAUGAUGUGCCCGUGGGUCCUGAGAAAUUAAGUCCACCCCAGGGCUCCUAUGACACCAUGCCACACAAAGCUGUUUGUAGGCAGCUCUAUGAUACUCUUCCAGCACAUGCUUGGCCCACACAAAGAUGCAGUCCAACCCCCUCAGUUUAUGAUAUACCAAAACCCAGUUCACUUGACAUCUCGAGUCCGCCCAAAGUGGUCCCAAUUUAUGACAAGCCCCCUACGCAGAUGACUACAGAGGAGUCAGUAUAUGCUGUCCCACCCCAAGAAGAACCCUUCACCCGAGUUCUCAGUGAUCCCCCCAGUGAUCAUAUACCCCUAGAGUGCAGAGGUGACUCAGGCAAUGUUCAUGAACUCAAUAGAGUGUGCCUGCAGAAAAUGAGGAACUUUCUGGCCUGUACGUCUUUCCAUGACCUUCCAGGAAGUGGGGAGUCACUGGUGCAGGAGGACAGCGAGAGAGGUAGAAUCCUACAUCUCUCUGCAGCAGACAGUCAAAGAAUCAGCACGGCCUCCAGCUCUUCCACCAGCUCCUGUGACUCUCUGGCUCUGAGCUCGUCCUCUCCAGAGCCUUUGCGAGAGGUCACGCUCAGCCAGGAUGAGGCCUGCCGCAGACUUCUGGAGCUGCAGGAGUCCAUUUGCAGGGCCGUGCCCCGGCUCAUGGAGUUCGUCAGCAGUCACUGGAGGAGCAAAGAACAUCUGCAGAAACACCUGCAGGAGAUCAAAGAAGCAGCAGAGGCCAUCGCAUGUUCUCUGACAUGCUUCCUAAACUUUGCCCUGGAUGUAAAGGGUAACGCUCGUCGUUUGACUGAUGCCAACCUUCAGACGAGGCUCUAUAAGCAGCUGUCCAUCAUUGAGGACUCAGGUGUGAUCCUACAACAAACAGUGGGUGCUCUGAACAUGGCCGGCUGGCCGCUCAACACACUGUGCCAGGACCCGGGGCAGGUCCAGACACCUGACCAACUGGAGCGCUUUGUCAUGGUGGCACGAACCAUUCCAGAGGAUGUCAAGCGCCUGGUAUCCAUCAUCAUCGCCAACGGCAAGCUUCUAUUCAGAGCUUCUCAGAAAGAUCCACAGCCUCUCAACAUCACAGCUCCGCCAGAGACAAAGAAGGGUCCCAGUGGAGGCGAACAAGAGGGGGACUUAGUGGAGGACGACAAUGACUAUGUAGAGCUACAGACUAAAAAUGACUUUGAAAAGCAGCAAAAGAAACUGCAAAGAGAACCGAAAGAAAAUGUCACACCUGUCUCUAACAAGGCACAGGUUGAUAACAAGCGUCAUUCCUCUGAGUCCAGCAGUGGCACAGAAGAGCAGCGAUCAUCUUCCCUGUCAGAGCACUGUCGGCUUUACUUUGGCGCCCUCCAGAAGGCUAUCAGGGGAUUUGUGGGCAGCCUUCAGGAUGGCCAGCCACCGGAGAAAUUCAUCUCGCAAAGUAAGUUGGUAAUCAUGGUGGGCCAGAGACUGGUGGACACUCUGUGCAGGGAGGCCCAGCGUGGAGGGUCUGGCCAGAGCCUCCUGUGUAAGAGCAACCACCUGUGUGCUCUCCUGAAGCAGCUGGCUGUGGCCACCAAGAAGGCGGCGCUGCACUUCCCGGAUAAGCAGGCUCUGCACGAGGCCCAAGAGUUUGCAAAGGAACUGGCCCAACGAGCGCAGCACUUUCGGAUAUCGCUUGACCUCUGAGAGCACAUAUCAAGCAUAUUGAUUUGUGUCAGCAAAAGACAUUGGUGUAUUCAUCAGUCCAUCUAUGUCUCUGGUCAUUCAUUUCAUAUUCAACUGUUAUGAAGCUUCGUAUCCAAGAAGAAGAAGGUCAUUGCUUUUAGCUGAAUGUUAUUAUCAUAAAGAAUGCAGGCACAGGUUAAAAUGGUCAAACAGAACAAUUAAUACUCAAAUAAAAGACUUCUACACAAUGGAAUUUCAAAAUAGAUUGCACAUUUAGGAUACUGUAUUCAAACAUAUUUUAAAAUACAAUUUAAAUAUUAAGUAUGAAUUCAUUUGUUUUAUAUAAUUUACAACAGUUUUAUAUUCUUUGAAUAUUGUUUGUUUUGUGGAUGUUUAAUGUAUUUUAUUGUGUAAGAGGUACACUCUGCAGGGUAGUAGUUUGGUAAAGUCUACUUUAUGUGAAUAUCUGUGUAAAUAUUCUAAAAAAAAAAAAUGUGUUAUGCAUUCCCAAACAAAAGACUAAGAACAACACCUGUAGGAUUUUUAUUGAUAUUAAAAUUAAA